AUGUUGCGCGCCGGGUGUCGUGCCGCGCUGCGCCGGCCGCUGCUAGCUUCGCGCCGCUUGUCGUCGCUGGCGGCGUCGCAGGCGGCGUCGCAGGCCAUCGCGGGGGAGCGCGCCGUGGACGACGAGAAGUGGAUCCGCCUCAUGCAGCAGACCAGCCGCCUGGAGACGUCCGUGCUGCUGCCGCUGAACGAGAAGCUGCUGGGUCCGCUGGACCGCAAGCACCGCGAGGAGAAGCUGCCGUCGCUGCCCUUCGUGUUUCUGCUGGGCAACCACUCGUCGGGCAAGUCCUCCUUCAUCAACUACCUGCUGCAGCGCGACGUGCAGUCGACGGGCGUGGCCCCCACGGACGACGGCUUCACCAUCAUCGCGCCCGGCCGCGAAGACCUGGACCAGGACGGCCCAGCGCUCGUGGGCGACCCGGACCUGGGCUUCUCCGGCCUGCGCGUCUACGGCCCGGCGCUCAUCCAGCGCACGCAGCUCAAGGUGCGCAAGGGCAUCCAGGCCAACUACAUGCUCGUGGACAGCCCCGGCAUGAUCGACUCGCCGCGCAGCCCGCCGCACCACUCGCAGUUCAACUACGGAGGCCCCAGCGGCCGCCUCUCCCCGCAGCAGCAGCAGACCAGCACCUUUAAGGGCCAGGACUCGGACCGAGGAUAUGAGUUCCCGGAGGUCGUGCGCUGGUACGCGGAGCGCGCCGACGUGAUCCUGCUCUUCUUCGACCCGGACAAGCCCGGCACGACGGGCGAGACGCUGUCCAUCUUGACUCGCUCGCUGGUCGGCAUGGACCACAAGCUGCACCUCGUGCUCAACAAGGUGGACCAGUUCCGCAAGAUCCACGACUUCGCGCGCGCCUAUGGCUCGCUCUGCUGGAACUUGAGCAAGGUCAUUCCGCUCAAGGACUUGCCGCGCAUCUACACCAUGUGCAUCCCUACCAAGGACAACCAGGUGCAGGCGGCGGAAGGACUCGGUGCGUCGAUGAAGGACCUGGACGCCAUGCGUGAGGAGGUAGUGAGCGAGGUGCAGCGCGCCCCGGAGCGCCGGGUGGACAACCUCAUCACCAACCUGUACGACUCGUCGCGGCUGCUCAAGAUGCAUGCCGAGAUCUUCGAGGACCUGCGCGCUCGUUACGCUAGUGAGAAAUGGCGGCGCUCAGCCCUCGUGGCGGCGACGUUCGUCGGAGGAAACGCUCUCGCUGCUUCGGCGUUGGCGAGUGGUGUCCCCAUCGAGGCGGCUGCGGGACUGUCCGUUGCUAGUGCUCUGGCCUCUGCUGGUGUGGUGUGGCACAACUCGACGGUGAUGGCUCAGCUCGAGCGUGACCUGUUGCACGAAGACUCGCUGGGAGAGCUGUUCCGCCGUCGGUAUGGCCGUCAGUUAGCUGAAGGAGACGAGUACGUGCUGUCUCUGUGGAAGCGCGUGCUGCCGUCGCUCCAGGUUGCUGCGCACACGCUCGGCUUCAGCAAACUGCCCAAGCUCAAGAGCUCGGAGAUCGCUGCACUCGACAACAUCGUGAGCAACGAGAUCCCCGAGCUGCGUCGGCAGUGCGCUCCUACGGACAGCAGUCUGGCCCACCAGGUUGCCAAGAUGUUCCGCAGCUAA
Phytophthora sojae is the source of this 1596-nucleotide messenger RNA. RefSeq lists its product as hypothetical. The record is from RefSeq and is a predicted model, not a curated record. Lineage: Eukaryota; Oomycota; Peronosporomycetes; Peronosporales; Peronosporaceae. The transcript has a single exon. Bases 1 to 1596 code for a protein of 531 amino acids.